This is a messenger RNA of Pisolithus orientalis, 600 nucleotides long. RefSeq lists its product as uncharacterized. Bases 1 to 600 code for a protein of 199 amino acids. Lineage: Eukaryota; Fungi; Basidiomycota; Agaricomycetes; Boletales; Pisolithaceae. The record is from RefSeq and is a predicted model, not a curated record. The transcript is spliced from 3 exons.
AUGGGUGCUUCCCAGUCUAAAACAGAUGCCGCUGCGCCAAAAGUUAUUCACAGCGGAACACCCGUAGAGUUCUCUCAGGAUGUAGUGGACUAUCUCUCAGACCGUGUGGCAUCACCCGAGACGACACCAGAGCGACAAUCCGCCCUGGACAACCACAUACGAUCACGCAUCCGAGCCGAGAUACAGACACUUCGUGCGGAGGAGGAGAAAGUGCAGCAGGAAAUUCAGCGGGUUCUGGAGAGAGAAAACCUCGACCGUGAGAUUGACUCGGUUUCGGGAGAUGGCGGCGGCGUUGCUCAGGGUGAAGGCGAAGCGCCGCCGAAGAACAGUGCGACGCUCAUUGGUGAUUUGGAGGAGAUUAGGGCGAAAGUGGAUAGAUACCAAGCGCGACGUCAGCUCGGAGACUUUCCCUCGGUGAAGGAGGCAGGUGAAGCGGUCGUAUCGUGUUAUAGGUCGAACGAAUCGACACCCUUGGAAUGUUGGAAACAGGUUGCUCUGUUCAAGGCAGCUGUGGCCGAUGCUGAAACGGUAAGUGAUGAAGGUCAACGAGUUCUCUGUCAUCACUUAAAUUUUUAUGAACCUCGAAACAGCAAUAUUUAG